AUGGAGGUGGACGGCGCGAGGCUUCAGCUGCUGCUGGCGACGACGUUCAGUGCGCGCGCGCUGGAGGACGACCCACAGUGGCGCGACGUGCCCGAGGUGGUGCGCAGCUCGUUGCUGCUGGUGGCGACGGAGCUGCGGCGUCUGCAGCGCCUGUUGGUUGCAAAUCUGCAGCCUCGCUCCGCUGCGCUUCAAGGCGCCGGAGAGGAGGAACAGGAUCCUAGGAUCCAGAGCCUGCAGGUCGAGGUGCGGCAGCUGAAGACGCAGGUCCGGGACUUGCAGCGACAGGCCGACGCCCGCCACGAGAAGAGCAAGCAGACGCUCUCGAGUCUGUGGGGCGAAGUGGCCGCUACCGCCCGGGCGACGGCCGACGCGCAGACGCAGCAGCUCGCGGCUGCAGACCGCGUCGCGGCCAGUUGGGAGGCUGCAGAGACGCAGCUUAAGCUACUGCAGCGCCGCGUGGACGAGCAAGGGCAGGGGCGAUGCGAGCUGCGCAAGCGGCAGGAGAGCUGUAGCCAGCAGCUCCGACGGCUCAAAAGGGACUUCGAAGCGCACGACCAUCGCGUGGUGGGGACGGCGGUGCCAGUUCAGAUGACAGCGCGAGUGGUGACGGAGGGGCUGGACGGGGAGAUCCAGCAGAGGCUGAGGAGCGGAACUAGGAAGCAUGGCGGGGCGGGCCGCGUGCUGCUGCAUCAACGCUACGUGGAAGCGCUGAAGAGACAGCAGCAACGGGACAGAGCGGGGCUCAGCACGGUCGUGGAGGAUCGUGUCAUUGGUGCGUCAGACUCGGUAUGA
Molecule: messenger RNA, 792 nt
Organism: Phytophthora sojae
Lineage: Eukaryota; Oomycota; Peronosporomycetes; Peronosporales; Peronosporaceae
Exons: 2
Coding region: 1-792 (263 amino acids)
Source: RefSeq, a predicted model, not a curated record